AAGAAAAGCAGAACAAUUUGGCUCUACAACUAAGAGAAACAUGCUUAUCGUUACUUUCAAAUAAUUUAACAAGCCAUAAGGUUAUGAAGAAUUCAUGUUUGAGUUAUCUAUGCAGACAUGACUAACAUCUAAUUAUCUUGAAAUAAAAGGCUAUGAAGAAUCCGUGUGUGAGCUAUGCAGACAACAUAAUGCUUAGCUUCAAAUGUGGUGUGGCAUCUUUGGAAAAGCUCUCGUCCUUUUGUCUUUUUUCUGAUCAUCUCAUGGGAAUGCUCUGUUAUAGUGAUGUCGGUGAUGAAAUUCCACUCACACUUAGCCAAGCUAUCCAGAAUUCCAAAAUCGGGGUCAUCAUUUUCUCGAAAAAUUAUGCUUCAUCUACAUGGUGUCUGAAUGAACUGGUGGAAAUUCUUGAAUGCAAGAAAAGAAAUAAGCUGAGUGUCAUCAUUCCAAUCUUUUAUGAGAUAGAUCCAUCGGAUGUACGACAACAGAAGAGGAGUUAUGGAGUUGCAUUUGCUGAACUUGAAGAACGUUUUAAACACAGAGUGGAGAAGGUGCUUCAAUGGAGGGUUGCAUUGACAGAUGCGUCUAAUAUAACUGGAUUGAAUUCGACGAAAUCCAGGGGUGAGAAUGAGUUUGUUCAAAAAAUCGUCAAAAAUAUUUUAAAAACAUUGCUACAAUGUCAAUCAUCAUAUGAGCAAUAUUUCAAGGGAUUCAUUGGAAUUACAGAAAAAAUAAAGAAAAUUGAAUCGCUAUUAUCCAUUGGCUCAAAAGAUAUUCGCUUUAUUGGUAUUUGGGGCAUGGGAGGUAUCGGGAAGACUACCCUUGCUAAAAUUGUAUUUCAAAAAUUAUCAAACUCUCAAUCAUUCGAUCGUUGCUGUUUCCUUGAAGAUGUUAGAAAAAUACAUAAAGGAUCCGGUGGAUUAGAUCAUCUGACAAAGGAUGUUAUAUCUUGUUUAUUGAAUGAGAAAACUAUUCGAAAGAUGGAUACCCCCGUUGAAGCUUUUUCUCCUACUAUUUUUCAGAGACUUCGAUGUGUAAAGGCACUUAUUGUUUUGGAUGAUGUGGAUAGCUCAACCCAAUUAGAAGCUUUUGUUAAUGGAUGUUGUGUACUUGCUCCUGGAAGCAGAAUCAUUGUUACAACUAGAGAUGAGCAAGUGCUUAAGACAGCAACCGAUAGUAUUCACAAGGUUGAGAGGUUAAAUGACAUUGAAUCUCUUGAGCUCUUCCGAUUAUGUGCUUUUCGUGAAAACUCUUCAACAAUUGAUUAUGAAAUGGUGUUAGAGGCAACAAGAUAUGCUCAUGGGAACCCACUAGCCCUUAAGGUCUUGGGCUCUUCCCUUUGCCGUAGACCUAAAGAUGAAUGGGAAAAUGUAUUGAAGAAGCUGAAAAAUAAUCAAAAUUUGGAAAUUAAAGAAGUGUUGAAAAUCAGUUACGAUGGGCUGGAUAAUGGAAGCAAGGAUAUGUUUCUGGACAUUGCUUUCUUAUUUAAUUCAUCUUUUACAAGAGACCAUGCAAAAAGCAUCUUAGGUGAUGCUGUGGAAAUGGAAAUAACUCUUCUCAUUGAGAAGUGUUUAAUUGAAGAUGAUGAAGGUAACGAGCUACAGAUGCAUGAUUUGCUGAGAUGGGUCGGGAAAUUGUACGUGAUGAAGAUAAAGAACCUGGUAAACGCAGUAGGUUGUGCGAUGCCUAUGGAAGUUUGUGAUGAAUUUGAAAAUUGUACAGGAACCGCAGCAGUUGAAGUCAUAUCAUUGGACAUGUUUGAAAUUGAAAAAAAUGUGAUAGUGCAUCCUGGAGCCUUCUCAAACAUGCGCAACCUACGACUUCUCAGAGUUUAUUAUGGUCAUUAUUAUACUGAUAGAAAUGAGUGGAUCCUCAAGUUCAAACUGUCCAUUCCUCUAGCUCUUCACUCUUAUCUUUCUACUAAGUUAAGGUUUUUACAAUGGGACUCAUACCCUUCGAAAUCGUUGCCAUCACAAUUUAAUCCUGAGAAUCUUGUUGGACUUCUACUGCGUGGCAGCCAUGUUGAAAAGCUUUGGAAUACUCGUAAAGUUGUGUAUCUUCCGGUGUUAAGAAGGAUGGAUCUUAGUUUUUCCAAGUUCCUUACUCAAGUACCAGAUCUGACACAGGCUCCUAAUCUGGAAAAGAUAAAUCUUGAAGGCUGUACAAGCUUGGUUCAGUUUCGUUCAUCUCUUCAAAAUAUUGACGAGCUUACUUGUCUAAAUUUGAAUGGCUGCUCCAAACUUAGAUAUGGUGAAGGGAUGUUACGGAGUACAGAGGAAUUAUCUGAAAGUUGGAUCCUAAAGUUAAUAAGCAAUGUAUGGCCCUACCCAUCUCAGGCACACAUUUCUCAAAAGUUUGCACCCAAUUUAAGAUGUUUAGUUUUACGUGAGACAGCUAUAGAAACAGUGCCCCCAUCAAUUUGGUAUCUGUCGGCUCUUGUUGAAUUAGAUUUGGGGUUUUGCAAAAGACUUAAAAGUCUUCCAACAAGCAUUUGUCAUUUGAAAUCUCUUGAAUCAUUAUAUCUAAAAGGUUGUGAGAAACUGAAAAAGCUGCCAGAAAUCUUGGAGCCUAUGGUACGGUUAAAGCAACUUUAUUUAAGUGAGAGUGGGAUUAAAGAGUUGCCAGAGUCGACUGAAAAUCUAGUAUCCCUUAAAAUUUUAUGUAUGAAUGAAUGCCAGUACCUUGAGUUUCUCCCCAACAGUCUAGGUAAAUUAAAGAACCUUAGCCUGAUGUCGCUCUACUACUGUUCAAAAAUUCAAGAAUUGCCUCCCAUUUCACCAUCUUUGAACACCUUGUGUGUGAGUUAUUGUCAUAGAUUGAAAUCUUUGCCAGAGAUUCCAUCUCAAUUUUUAAGAUCUUUACCAAAGAUUCCAACUCGACUUUUAAGUGUUUGUGAACGUGGCUGUACAUCAUGGUCUGAUUACUUUACAUUUUACGGUUGUGAAAAACUGGAUCAGAACACACGCAACAUGCUUGCUGAUCAGGCACUAUUUCAUAUUUUGUCUCGUCUGAAUGGAUUCUCUGCCAGUGGUUGUCGUUCAGAUUAUUUUUGCUAUCCAGGAGAUGAAAUUCUAGAGUGGUUCGACCAUCAAACUUGUGGGAAUUCAAUCAGUAAUAUUGUAUCUCCUUCAAAUUGGAAUGAUCCCGAAUUCUUGUCUUUAGCUUUCUGCAUUGUUCUUCAUCAGAAUACAAUUGUCUUGGGUACAGAUUUUAAAGUCAAAUGGAAAUUCAAUUCCCAAACCAUCCCUUUUUGGAAUUCGUUUCCAAAUCUUUGGCCCAACAAAGUUAGGGAUAGGGAGAGUUCAGAUCACGUGUUCAUGGCGCAUGUAACAAAAUCGGUUUUGCGACAGAAAAUGGAUGAUCUAAAAUGGCCAAAUACUUGUUGCACUGACGUCUCUUUCCAUGCCUAUUUGGGUCCAAAUGAGUCUCGCGAGAUUAAGAAGUUUGGGGUUCAGUUUAUAUACAGACAAGACUUAGAGAGGUUAUAUGAAAAAACUGAAAGACAGAAUAAGAGACGCUUCAAUGAAUGUUGUGAAUCAAGUGGAAGUGAAGCUGUUGAUUCUCUUGAGGAAGAAGACGAUUAUAAACGACAUUUCAAGAUAUACAAAAAUAUGGGAGGGCUUAUAAGGCUUUGAAGAAUAUGUGUGUGAGCUGUGCAGACACCACGGCACGUAGCUUCAAAUGAAUGGUUCUGGCAUUAGUCUAUAAAAUACAUGAAGUGUGAAGUCUUGACAUGUUCUUGAUUUUAAUUACAAUAUUGGCAUGCUCACUUUAACUUUAAGCAGUGUAUCUGUCCGAAGUCACUAAUAUGUACGAACACUCGCAAGUAUUUUCUCUAUAAAGUCUGUACUGAUUUAAGCUAAUAUGCUUUGACAGUGAAUUAAAUCUAGAAAAAAUGACACUUUUAUAUAUAUAGUGUGACA
Molecule: messenger RNA, 3920 nt
Organism: Ziziphus jujuba (common jujube)
Lineage: Eukaryota; Viridiplantae; Streptophyta; Magnoliopsida; Rosales; Rhamnaceae
Product: disease resistance-like protein DSC1
Exons: 10
Coding region: 153-3632 (1159 amino acids)
Biological process (GO): signal transduction; defense response
Molecular function (GO): ADP binding
Source: RefSeq, a predicted model, not a curated record